Molecule: messenger RNA, 2051 nt
Organism: Pseudomyrmex gracilis
Lineage: Eukaryota; Metazoa; Arthropoda; Insecta; Hymenoptera; Formicidae
Gene: AMPKalpha
Product: 5'-AMP-activated protein kinase catalytic subunit alpha-2
Exons: 10
Coding region: 158-1729 (523 amino acids)
Biological process (GO): protein phosphorylation; intracellular signal transduction
Cellular component (GO): cytoplasm
Molecular function (GO): ATP binding; protein serine/threonine kinase activity
Source: RefSeq, a predicted model, not a curated record
AUAGUGUCAGGUGAUUGCAAUUAUAUUCGCACUUUUGGCACUACGUAUAUUUUAUAGUAAUCAGAAAUUUUAUGUUAAUUUUGUGCACUUGUCAUUACUUAAUCGCGAGGCUUAAUGUGAGAAGAUUUACUUUUGCGGAACCAUUGUAUGUAAGUACAUGAACAGCAGUGGAUUAAAAAUGUCGGAGAAGGUGUCAAGUAAUCAAUUACAACCUAUUGUUAAAAUAGGCCAUUAUACAUUAGGCCAAACUUUAGGAGUAGGUACAUUUGGGAAAGUAAAAAUCGGAGAACAUGUUUUGACAAAGCACAAAGUUGCUGUAAAAAUCUUAAAUCGGCAAAAAAUCAAAAGCCUAGAUGUUGUUGGGAAAAUUCGCAGGGAAAUACAGAAUCUGAAACUUUUCAGACACCCUCAUAUUAUCAAAUUAUAUCAAGUUAUAAGUACCCCUACAGACAUAUUCAUGAUAAUGGAAUAUGUGUCAGGCGGGGAGUUGUUUGAUUAUAUCGUCAAACAUGGCAAGCUUAAGGAGUAUGAAGCGCGACGAUUUUUCCAACAGAUCAUAUCAGGUGUUGAUUAUUGCCAUCGCCAUAUGAUAGUCCAUCGUGACUUGAAACCGGAAAAUCUUCUGUUAGAUCACAAUCUUCAUGUAAAGAUUGCGGAUUUCGGUUUAUCAAAUAUGAUGAUGGAUGGUGAAUUUUUGCGAACUUCCUGUGGGUCACCAAACUAUGCCGCACCAGAAGUGAUAUCCGGCAAAUUGUAUGCCGGCCCGGAAGUAGAUAUUUGGUCAUGCGGUGUUAUAUUGUACGCCUUACUUUGUGGCACUUUACCAUUCGAUGACGAACAUGUUCCUACGCUCUUCCGCAAAAUUAAAUCUGGUGUUUUUCCUAUACCAGACUAUUUGAAUAAGAGUGUUGUUAGUCUCUUAUGCCAUAUGUUACAAGUCGACCCAAUGAAGAGGGCAACUAUAGAAGAUAUCAAAAAACACGAGUGGUUUCAGAAAGAUUUGCCAUCAUACUUAUUUCCGUCACCAGUGGAGCAAGACUCAUCCGUUAUUGAUAUAGAUGCUGUCAACGAAGUGUGCGAGAAGUUCAACGUCAAAGAGCCGGAAGUGCACUCUGCGCUGUUGGGCGGUGAUCCGCACGACCAACUGGCGAUUGCUUAUCAUUUGAUUAUAGACAAUAAGAGGAUCGCUGACGAAGCGGCUAAAGCGGAAUUAAAAGACUUUUACGUGGCAUCGAGUCCUCCGCCUGUAGCGUUCAGCCCGAACGAUAGUAACAGCAGCCCGUUGAGACCGCAUCCGGAGAGGAUCGCACCAUACCGCGAACGUCAAGGUUCACAAGGCAGUAACGCGCCUGCACAGACGCAAGGCAGUCGCGGUACACCCGUGAAAAGAGCGAAAUGGCAUUUAGGAAUAAGAUCACAAUCAAAACCGAACGACAUUAUGAAUGAAGUUUAUCGUGCCAUGAAAGCGCUUGACUUUGAAUGGAAGAUCAUAAACGCAUAUAGUGUUAGAGUACGACAUAAAAACACAUUAACCGAUAGAUACAGCAAAAUGUCGCUACAAUUGUAUCAAGUUGAUUAUAAGAGUUAUUUAUUAGAUUUCAAAUCUUUGUCGAAUGAAGAGGAUGACAUUGGACGCGAUCCAGCACUACCGCCACCGCAAGCCACCGGCCAUCAUACGAUGGAAUUUUUCGAAAUGUGUGCAGCGUUAAUUACACAGUUAGCACGAUAACAUGGUCAUCUGUUGAAGUUACAGUAUAUUCUGUUACAUUCUUUUUUUCAACUUAUAUUUACAUAGUAUAAAAUAAAAAAGCUGUUGUAAAGUGCAUUAUUAAUCUUGUAGUUUUCACAACCAACUUCAUCCUGUAUGUAUGUAUGUAUGUAUAUAUAUAUAAUCAUUUAUUAUUAAAUGCUAUGUAUAACAUUGAAUGUUACAUUGCAUUACAAACUAUUAUAAAUAUAUAUAUUAUAACAUAAAUAUAUUUUUUAUCUAAAUGAUUACAAUUCUCUCUUACCGCGUAUUGUAUUUUUAUUUUUAUGAAAUUAUAUAUGUA